AUGGAAAAAACUGUCAGAACAAAACAUUCACAAGACACUCCAAUCUACUGCAAUGACAUCUUUAAAGCCUCAGAUGAACCAGGAUAUAAGAAGAAAAUCAAGACGGUUCUUACUAAAGGCAUCACUGGAAUUGGAAAAACUGUCUCUCUGAACUUGAUCCGAGAUCAUCAGUACAGUCUUCACAGACUUCUGCUGGACUUUCAUCCUGAACUUCAAGAUCUGGACUCAAAGAUUUAUGAGGAGUGUAAAGUUUUGUUCAUCUUUGAUGGUCUGGAUGAAAGCAGAAUGAGACUCAUGUUCUCAGAUGUUGAGAAAGGUUGUGAUAAGACUGGGACUUCGUCAGUGGGUGUGUUGAUGUCAAACCCAUUUAUGUUUUCAGAUGAUCAGAUAGUUUGUGAUGUGAAUGAGACUUCAUCAGUGGGUUUGUUGAUGUCAAACCCAAAGACAUUUUCAGGUGAUCAGAUAGUUUGUUAUGUGAAUGAGACUUCAUCAGUGGGUUUGUUGAUGUCAAACCCAAAGACAUUUUCAGGUGAUCAGAUAGUUUGUUAUGUGAAUGAGACUUCAUCAGUGGGUGUGUUGAUGUCAAACCUCUUGAAAGGAGAGCUGCUUCCCUCUGCUCUCAUCUGGAUCACCUCCAGACCAGCAGCAGCCAAUCAGAUCCCCUCCAAAUACAUCAACCGUCUGACAGAAAUUCAGGGAUUCAAUGAGCCUCAGAAGGAGGAAUAUUUCAGGAAGAGAAUCAGUGACCAGCAUCAAGCCAGCAGAAUCAUCUCACACAUCAGAAGAGCAAGAAGCCUCCACAUCAUGUGCCACAUCCCCGUCUUCUGCUGGAUCUCAUCCACUGUGCUUCAGAAGCUCCUGAAAGAAGAUCUGAGUGCAGAAAUCCCUCAAACUCUAACUGAAAUGUACAUCCACUUCCUGCUGAUUCAGAUCAACAUGAGGAAUCAGAAGUAUGAAGAGAGAGAUCCAGAGAAACUCCUGCAGUCCAACAGAGAAGUGAUUGUGAAACUUGCUGAAGUGGCUUUCAAACAGCUGAUGAAGGGCAAUGUGAUGUUCUAUGAGGAGGACCUGGUUGAGAGCGGCAUAGACGUCACUGAUGCCUCAGUAUAUUCUGGGAUUUGCACUGAGAUUUUGAAGGAGGAGUCUCUAAUUCAUCAAAGGAAAGUCUACAGCUUCAUUCAUCUGAGCGUUCAGGAGUUUCUCGCUGCUUUCUAUGAGUUUUACCGCUAUUUAAAGAAGAACAAGGAAUCCCUACAUAAAAUCAGGGCUUAUGGUUUUGAUGACUCUCUGUAUGACCUACUAAGAUCAGCAGUAAAUAAAGCCCUUGAGAGUGAGAAUGGGAAGCUGGAUCUGUUCCUGCGGUUCCUGCUGGGCGUCUCACUGGAGUCCAAUCAAAGACUCUUACAGGAUCUACUGACACACACAGAGAACAGCUCAGAGAGCAUCAGAGAAACCACAUGGUACAUUAAAGAGAAGAUCAAAUAUGAACGUCAUAUAACAGGUUUUCUCUCAGCUGGUCAAUCCAUCAAUCUGUUCCUCUGUCUGCUGGAAGUGAAAGAUCAGACUCUGUCUAGAGAGAUUCAGGAUUUUGUGAGAUCAGACAUGCACUCAGAGAAGAAACUCUCUCCUGCUCACUGCUCAACAAUCGCCUACAUGAUUCAGAUGUCAGAGGAGGUGCUGGAUGAGCUGAACCUCAUGAAAUACAACACAUCAGCUGAGGGGAGAAGAAGACUGAUACCAGCUGUGAGAAACUGCACAAAAGCUCUGUGA
Molecule: messenger RNA, 1770 nt
Organism: Labeo rohita (rohu)
Lineage: Eukaryota; Metazoa; Chordata; Actinopteri; Cypriniformes; Cyprinidae
Product: protein NLRC3
Exons: 2
Coding region: 1-1770 (589 amino acids)
Source: RefSeq, a predicted model, not a curated record